Molecule: messenger RNA, 1560 nt
Organism: Impatiens glandulifera
Lineage: Eukaryota; Viridiplantae; Streptophyta; Magnoliopsida; Ericales; Balsaminaceae
Product: protein NRT1/ PTR FAMILY 5.5-like
Exons: 3
Coding region: 1-1560 (519 amino acids)
Biological process (GO): transmembrane transport
Cellular component (GO): membrane
Molecular function (GO): transmembrane transporter activity
Source: RefSeq, a predicted model, not a curated record
AUGGCAUACCUUACAACUGUGUGGAAUCUCAAAUUCACAUAUGCAGCUGCAAUUGUGAAUCUUUUCAAAGGUUCAAUUCAGUUAAUGCCAAUGGCAAUGCAAUUCCUGGUUGAUAGCUAUACUGGUCACUUCUUCAUGCUUCUAUUCACCUCCAUCUCAUAUUGCAUUGGAUUGGGCUUGUUGACUAUUUCGACACCGCCUGUUACUGGAAUUUGUGGCGAAUAUGAGGCGAAAUGUAUUGGCGAAGAAGGGAGGGAGCUUUUUUUCGCCGCCUUGGCUUUUAUAGCUGUGGGAAUGUCUGGUUUUAAUGUCUCUGCCCAUAAGUUUCAAUAUUUUCAAGUUGUGGCAGAGAUGGUGAAAGGGACUUCUUAUGACUUCGGUUUUAUGUACAGGAGUUGUUAUGUAGUGACAUCUACUAUUCCUAUCGUGUUGAUUUUGGUGAUUUCGUUUGUAAAACAAUGGUUGAUCCAUUUUGGGUUGCCUGUUGUGUUUACUUUGAUUGCGACUGUUUUAUUUGCAUCCGGGAGUUGUGAAUACGAGGUACGAGAUCUAAGUGAGAAGGGGAGUCCUUUAACGGCUAUUUUCAGAGUAUUUGUAGCUUCUAUAUUCAAGAGGUAUGAGGAAUAUCCUGCAAAUCCAAAUGAGUUAUACAAGGGGAAUAGUGAUAGUAACGAAAGACUGAGGCACACACCCCUCCUGAGGUUUCUUGACAAGGCUGCAAUAAUUUUGCCUACAUCCAGUUUGGUCGACCAAGAACGAGAGAAAUGGAGACUUUGUAGUGUUACAGAAGUGGAAGAGACGAAAAGGAUGAUUUGUAUUAUACCUAUAUGCUUAUCUAUCAUCGUUUUUGGUGUUGUAUCAGCCUUAGGCGACACUUACUUUCAAGAACAAGCCACAACAAUGAACGCCAAGAUCUGGCGGUUGACAGUGCCUCUAAACUUCUUCAAAUUGAUUUAUAAUGGAUGGCAAGGUCCACGAGGGCCAACAGAUCAAGAUAAGUUUCCAGGUCUCUUUGGGGUUGGAUUCGUCAGAUUGUUGGUCGCAAUGGUAAUAGGCAUAGUGUGUUGUUCAACUGCUGCGAUCGUGGAAUUUUGUAGGCUUAAGGCGAAUAAGUAUCCAAUGAGUAUCCUAUGGUUGAUUCCACAAUUUAUUCUUCUAGGAAUUUUCGAAAGAAAGUACGAGCAGGGAAGUUAUAACCUUUUGGCUCAAACUAUUGGUCCGGCGAUGAAGGAGGAUUAUUUGGGGCAUGUUGUUAGCAUUUUCUCGGGUAUUGGGAUUAUAGGAGGUACAGUUGGUGUGCUUGUGGUUGACUUGAUUAGCAAGAGUGGCGGGAAGGGCGGUUGGUUUCAGGAUAGUUUGAACGAGAGUCGACUUGACUAUUACUACUGGCUGCUAGCACUUCUAGGUGUUUUGAAUGUUGGUUUCUUCCUUUUUAUGAAUCGUGCCUGCAAUUCUUGGCUAGCUCAACUCGAGGAAAUACGUAAUGAAAGAGAUGAAGAUGUUUCGGCUAUAGAAGCUAGCUACGAUCGCAGUGAUCUGAUCAGGCCGUUUUUAGAAUGA